This is a messenger RNA of Linum trigynum, 3330 nucleotides long. NCBI's taxonomy places the organism in Eukaryota, Viridiplantae, Streptophyta, Magnoliopsida, Malpighiales, Linaceae. The record is from the annotation of a GenBank genome assembly.
CAUUAAAAUACAUUAAAAACUAGAUUUUUCUUCUUCUUAUUCUUCCUUUCUUCUCCUCUGUACUCUCGCCAGCCGCCACCUCUGUCUUCCUCUACCCGCAACUCGCUCCCAAUUCACCACCACACACGACCCAUCAUCGUCCACUCUCCGUCCCCUCUCCACAAUUUGCAGAUUAUUAUACACUUGGCCCGCCGGCGUCGGCGUCGGAGAAGAAACCGCCUCCAGCAUCCUCCGCUGAAGAAGCCGCCGAUUUCGAAAAUUAAAAGGUACCGGUUUCGAACAGGCAGAAGAAUUUGCACUCCCUUAACCCAAUCCCCACGCAAUGCCGACUGUCAUCCCAGGCGUGGUAGUGGUAGUAAUUCUUCCAUGCCGAGUCCUCGCGGCGGAAGGUAUUGAAGGUCUGAUCCUGCGCGUCGAUGACGAGAAAGCGCGGCGAUGUUUCACCCCGUCUCCAUACCAAUUCGACGGCGGCAACGACAACCUCUUCCCACUGUUUCACCCGUUUAGGCAGCGUCGUCGAUGUUUCAAUUCCGUCCACACAAUUUUGCAGACAAUUUUUUUCCCCAAUCUCGAGCUCAAUCGAUGCAGAUGAUGCGAUGGCGCCGGUGAUGGUAGAGAUGCGGAUUGGCGCCGCCGAUGGCGAAAUAAAAAGCUUGAUGACAGAAGAAGCAAGGGUGGCGGGGAAGAAGCAAGGGCGGUGGGUGGCGGGGAAGAAUGGGAGCGGAGAAGCAUUGCAAUGGGGUUGAAGGAAGAGUAGACUUGGCAGAGGAUUGUGGAUUUUAAUCAAAAUUAUUUUAUUACUUUCUGUGUAAUUUACUCUUUUGCCCUUAAUGAAUUAUGUUGUUACUAUAACAAUACUUUAAGUGUUGUUAUACUAUCCAGACCCCAUAUGUAGCUCAUUAAUCAAUUCUGUAUUUGAAACAUGCGUGCUUAUAUACAUAUGUUAGUCUUUACCAUAUAUUUAUAUAUAAACUUUUUGUUUAUUUUUGUAAGUUCCGCUGAUGCUGCCCAUACUAGCUAUUUAACCGAUUGAAUUCAUUUAUUUGGAUCCAAAAAUUAGGUGCAGUGGAACAUCUUUUAUAGAAGAGGAAAGCUAAUGUGAAUAUUAACUAAGGAAGAAAAAAAAGGCAGAGAAUGAGAUGCAGAGCAGGGUAGGGUACGUAGGCAGCUUACAGCAGAGGUCUGGAAAGAAACGACUGAGAAAAAGUCAUCGGACGUUUUCUUGGCGAAAGGAAGGAAAGCUGAUGAGGUGCGUAAGCCUGAGAAUUCCGCCAGACCCUUCCCAUUUCCCUGCAAUCAGUGUUGGUAACUACUAGUUAACUACUAGUUAACUUCGUCAGACAGGCCGCCAGAUCCUCCUGAUCAACCCAAGAAUCAACAGCAACUUCAGAUCUCCAGCCCUCCAAUACUGAAUUUCAAAGCAGCGCUGGCGGGGACACCCUCAACAAAUCCAUCCAGAACGGCUCAAUGGACCUUCAUUGGAGACCACGACCUAGAGACAUCCACGUUCCAAGGAGCGCCAGCCUUGAAAAUCUCCCCGGCGCUAAAGGAACGGCUGUGUCAACCUUGGAAAAAGACACUGAUAGUUCGACUCCUAGGCAGGUCAGUCUCAUACUCGCACCUUGUUUCACAAUUGCGGUGGAACUGGAGACCGGUGGGAUCUCUAGAUGUCAUGGAUCUUAACAACGAAACUUUCUUAGCAACUUUUGGAAACGACCAAGACUAUCUAAGGGCACUCACAGGUGGACCGUGGGUCAUCCUGGAUCACUAUUUGAUUGUUCAUCAAUGGUCUCCAACCUUCCGCACCUCCGACAAACCUCACAGAUCAGUGGUAGCGUGGGUACAAUUGCCAGAGCUUCCAGUGCACUUUUAUCACAGAGAAAUUCUCUUUGCUUUGGGAAACCUCAUCGGAUGCACAAUCAAACUCGACUAUCACACUGAGAAACUAGAAAGAGGUAAAUUUGCUCGUAUUGCUAUCGAGUUAGAUAUGACGAAGCCAUUGCCCACAAAAAUCUGGCUAGAUAACUUUUGGCAGCAGGUCAUGUACGAGAAUCUCCCCACUAUCUGCUAUGAGUGUGGGCAGAUUGGGCACCAAGAAGAUUCCUGCCCUAAAAUCAACCAGCACGCGACUAUGGUGACCUCGCCGGAUUCUAGAAAACUAGCUUCACCGGCGACGAGCUCACAAGAUCUGCCGGAGGGAUUUGGGCCCUGGAUGCAAGUCACGCGAAAAUCAAGGAAACAGAUUAGGAAAGCGAAUGAGGUGAACAACCAAAAUCGAGGACAGCCAAGUCAAAAUCGAGCAGAUUCUGGCAAGGGAUACGGGUCUGCAAAAGGAAAGGGAGAAGAACCAACAGGAAAAGGAAUCAGAGAGAAAAAAGGAAAAGCAGAACAAACCUUGCACAACAAAAAAGGAAGCUCUACAAAUCAGAAACAAGACAUACCAAAAGAUGAUGACAUACUUAACGGUACAAAAAAGGCCCAACCUCUAAAAGAAUGGAGGCCCAUUGGUACGAGAGAGGCGACACAGAACAGACCAGCACAACAGAUUGAGGCUAGCCCAAUGACACUAGGAUCAGAACCUUCAACAUCGGGCUCCAAACAGAUUUCCGUCACCGAAAGAACACAGGGUCAACAAGGGACUACUAUUCGAGUUAUCUCAGUUCCAGAACUGGUUCUCCCAGGCAAAGAAAACACCAACCCCAAUACUACAAUAUCUUCUAUCCGCCAACACUACCAAAGGAAGAAAAACGAAACUGGAAAGCAAGAGAAACCAAGAGGAAUCAAUGUCAAGGCGGCCAAGAAGCCACUCCAAAUCAGAAGUGCUAAACAGCAAGAGACACCGCAGAAAGCCAAACAUGUGAGCGGUCCGAUUACGAUGCAGUCUAUCGAAGAGUUUUGCUCGCAAGCUCAGCGUAAGAUGAAGAACAAUCAUCAAAUGACCCAAACGAAUCAAGAGGAUGUCCCCAUGGCGGAGACUUCUUCACCCUCGACGGCAAACGAAAAUCAAAUGGAGGACCAAGGACUCGCGGCGACAGAACUCGCCAGCCCCACCACCUCUUGAUCCCUUUCCCUGCUUUUUGAGUUUUGUCUUUUGUUCCUUUUUUUUUAUCCAGUUUUCUAUGUCUACUCAUAUUAAUUUCAAAAUACUUUCUUGGAAUGUGUGUGGAGCAGGUAGCAGGAAGUUCAUCCGGGCUAUCAGACUUCUCAGUGAAACACACAAACCAGAUUUGUUGAUUCUGUUGGAGCCACAAAUUAGUGGCGAUAAGGCAGACUCGGUUUGUAACAAGCUGGGCUUUGACGAAGUCUUGAGAAUAGACGCAGAAGGGAGAA